Molecule: messenger RNA, 1506 nt
Organism: Pyricularia oryzae 70-15
Lineage: Eukaryota; Fungi; Ascomycota; Sordariomycetes; Magnaporthales; Pyriculariaceae
Product: translation machinery-associated protein 22
Exons: 4
Coding region: 228-833 (201 amino acids)
Biological process (GO): translation reinitiation; formation of translation preinitiation complex
Molecular function (GO): translation initiation factor activity; mRNA binding
Source: RefSeq, a predicted model, not a curated record
AAUGAUGCGACUCAAAUAGAGGGGCAAAUUAGCUUGAGGUAGCCUUUGUAGAAUGCUUCACUGCGUCACUUUGAGCCAAACAAAACACUGCAGCUCGAUCCAACUCAAAUAAAAUACAAAUUGUGUAAUAUUUAUCUUCUGGACGUUAUUUGCAAGCUUCAUUUGAUCGCGCAAGUCGAAUUUCUUUCAACCACAGGCAUCACAACUGCCGUUUGAUCCCAGUCAGUAUGGCCGACGUAGAGCAGCCAGAAGCUGGGCCCAGCGAGCCCCAGGGCCGCGAGGUGACAUACUGCGGAGUGUGCUCAUUGCCCCCAGAGUACUGUGAAUAUGGAGGAACUGUCAAGAAGUGCCAGGACUGGCUGCAGAGAAACAACCAGGAGAUGUAUGACAGGAUCUGGUCGCCCGAGGCCCUCCAGGCUGCCACCGCCGCACUGUCUGUCGAAGCACAACAACGAGCCGAGAAGGAUGCAAAGAAAAAGGCUGCCAAGGCCGAAGCUGCUGAGGCGAAACAUGCCGACAAGCUGAAGAAGAGUGUUGUUACGGUUAAGAGGAUCGAGCGAAACAAGCGCAAAUAUGUUACCAGCGUCUCGGGCCUGGAGUCUUUCGGGCUUGAGUUGAAGAAGGUUGCAAAGGACUUUGGCAAAAAGUUCGCAACGGGCUCGUCUGUCACCAAGGUCGCAUCAGGAGGCGAGGAGAUCGUGGUGCAGGGAGAUGUCAGCGACGAGAUCAAAGAAUUCAUCGUCGAGAAAUACAAGGAUGUGCCAGAAGACAACAUCGAGCUGGUCGACGACAAGAAGAACAAGAAGAAGGAGGCUGCCACUGCCGCUGGUUAGUGGGUAUAGAACCAUUUUAUGACGGAAGGUGGCAAUGAAGGUACGAUUACGAUGAUAGCAUUUGCAUGUUGAUGCAGCCUCAAUUAUCCGGCAUACGGUCAGGCAAACGCCAGAGGUCAAAAAGCACUGAAGGCUUGAACUGCAGACACAUGGAUACGUUCACGUAAACGGCAUUUUGCCAUGGAAUAUCCCCUAGGUUGGCGUGGCCACUAGGGGAAAGUUUAUAUACGUCGAUCGGUCGCCUUAAGGGCAGACCAGGACACCAGGGAUCAAGAACACAGGUCAAUAUGGACUUACGUAGGCCAUCAGGGUGUCUUGGGAAAAGUCAUGUACACUGCGGCGCACGCAGGGCUACCUGCUCAAACAACCACUUUUGUUCAACUGUCAGCCAAUCUGGCCAAUCCUGUUGACGAUGAUACCCAUACACCGAACUCCGAAACACUGAACAAAAAACCCGCAAACGUAUACUAACAGACACAAAUGUCAGACGGUGAAGAUUGUGGAGAUAGAGGGUGAAAACCCCGCUGUAAUGUAGUGGUUUGAUCACUGUCCAUAAACGCCAUUUCAUGUUCCCAAGACUGAUCUAACCAGCUUCUCGGAAGAAAAUCAAGAACAAAAAGAAAACACGAGCAUCAGUGCUCCCCACAAGAAAUAAAACCACGAUCGUAACCCG